Culex pipiens pallens (northern house mosquito) is the source of this 9118-nucleotide messenger RNA. It is a transcript of the gene sev, whose product is annotated as proto-oncogene tyrosine-protein kinase ROS. The transcript has 14 exons. Lineage: Eukaryota; Metazoa; Arthropoda; Insecta; Diptera; Culicidae. The coding region runs from base 701 to 8389 and encodes 2562 amino acids. Gene Ontology annotation, biological process: cell surface receptor protein tyrosine kinase signaling pathway; positive regulation of kinase activity; multicellular organism development. Gene Ontology annotation, molecular function: transmembrane receptor protein tyrosine kinase activity; protein binding; ATP binding. Gene Ontology annotation, cellular component: membrane; signaling receptor complex. The record is from RefSeq and is a predicted model, not a curated record.
CGCGGUCACUUUACUCUCCUCUCCGUUCAGUCUGGCUUGCUUUCAUGUUCCGGAUCGUCAACGCUGAUCGACGCGCCAUCUCACCGUCAGUUUGCGCACUAAACAGUCGAAUUUGAGGAUCAUCGGGUGUGCGCGCGCGAUCGCCCGUUCAACUGAGUGAUUCAAACGCUUCGCCGGUCCGAUCAGUUGUCGUUGGACCGCCGUCGGAUUAGGUCGUGAAAGUCGGAGCAGAACCUGCUGGACUGUGUGUGUGUGUUCGGAGCUUUGUAAGGCCCUGAUAAGAAGGAAGGAUUAAGUGGCUGGUGACUCGACUUUGGAAAGGUCGCAUGAAAGUGUAUGAAAAAAGGGAUCAGGUUACGACGACUGAACGGGGAUCGAUUACCUCAUUCUUGAGGUUAGUUUUUUUUUAUUUUGAAGAGGAGUUUAGUGUCCAGGCCGGAAGUAUGGAGUGUCUUGGCGGGGAGUUUGGGAGAGCUGAUCAGAAGACCAUGCUGAGUUGGUCCAGGCGGUGAGAAAAGAUUUUGCGGUUGAGGAUAGUUUGACGAAGAAACCGAAGAUCACCUGAAGUGUUCAACGAAGAGUUCAACGGGGUGUAAUUUGAAACAGGUGAAAUGUGUUAUCAGCGCAGGGGUUGAAGUUUGAAACAAGUGGUUUCUUGAGAAAAAGGUGAAUCUUAAGGGGAUCAAUCGGGGGAGUUACGAUGCAACGGAUUUUGGUGCUGUUGGUGGUGGUGAUCUUAGCUGGCAGUCAGUCCCGGGGUCAAUCGUUGACGGAGGUUGAGCUGGAGGAUGACUACCAAGUGGCGACCCAGGAGUUGGAGCAGCAUUGCGUCCAUCGCUGUCCGGACCAGAACCGAACCGGCUUCAACGAGCACCUCGACGCCAGCUGUGGCAGUGAUUGCUACCUUGCACAGUGUGCCGUCGGUUGCAAACUCUGGGAGCUAGCGCUGGAAUCUUCCUGCCAAAAUGUUUGCAACAAAACCGACCAGGACCUGCUGGAGCCCAAGGAGCUGUACUGCGUGAUGGGCUGUAACGACGCACUAAACCGGUACUUCCGGUGGCUCAAGUCGAUGAUCGGGACGCCGCCAGCACCGGCGCUGGUCGCCGACAGCUUGACGGCCACGUCCCUCUCGCUCGAGUGGGAAGUUCCGAAGUGGUUGGUGCAGUUUUCGCACUACAAGAACCACAGCCCGCAGAGCUACCUGGUGCAGUGGCGGUACGAGGAGGUCGCCGGCGACUGGAAAUUCUGCAGGAACCAGAGUAUGGGCGAUAACUCGACGAUACGGGUCGAUAAUCUGCAGCCGUACACCAAGUAUAGGUUCCGGGUAGCGUUGCUCCUGUCGCCCCACCACGACGAGGUGCUCAUCUCGGAGCAGAGCGUCAUCAUCCUGACGCUGGCGCACGGACCGCCCAUGUCCGAGCCAAAAAUUGUACGCGCCGUUGCGGUAGACUAUUCACGAAUCUCCAUAUCAUGGGAACCCGGACCGUUCCCGAACGGUCCGGUCUUGUCAUACGUACUACAGAUCAAAGACAUCGACCCCUCAGGAUACAGUGCUCUCAAGGACAUCCCGGAGUCGAACUCGUCCCGGUACUACAUCUACGAGAAGCUGACCCCCGGACGGAACUACUCCGUUUCGGUGAAGAUGCGCAACCCGGAAGGGGAAGGUCCCCCUUCCACGACCUACGUACAGACACCGCCGCAACCGCUGGACCUCGAUGAGGACAUCCAGCCGACGUUGAUUCUCGGAGCGGAACGAUCCGUUCUCUCCCAAGGGUCGGACCUGCUGUCGGAUCCUCCGACGGACUUUUACCGCAGUCCGCACCACAAGAUCCGCGGUACGGCGAUCCACAUCCGCAAGAACCUGAUCUUCGUGUCCGAUGAAGCGGGAAACAUCGUGAAGGCUCCGCUACUUAAAGGAGCUGAGAAGAACCGAACGAUCAUUCUAACCCCGGAAGCGGGUCACAACUUCAAGCCUACCUUACUAUCGGUAGACUGGCUCAACGACCAUCUGUACAUCCUCGGUCAAGUCACCGUCAACGGACUGUGGCAAAUCUCGCGCUGUGACUUCAACGGAGAUCGUAUGACGGUAGCGAUCGCUGGACUACAGCGACAGCCGAUACACUUUGAGGUCGACCCGUACAACGGGUAUCUGUUCUGGGUCAUUCGUACUUUCUACGCCGAUGCCGGCCUCUUCCGGCUCGAUCUCGGCGACAUCUCAAACGGAGUCAAGCAUGAAAUCACACCGAUACAGUUGAUCAACCACCACAACCUGGGCGCCUUCGCCGUUGAACACACCAGAUUUCGCGUACUCGUAGCAGAUCAGGACAGCAACACCGUGCUGGCGAUUUCGCUCGACGGCAAAACCAUCGAGAACAUCCGCAACAACACGCAGAGUCCGCGCUUCAAGCAGGUCAAGGCGAUUACGUACGCCAACGAGCUGUUCUACUGGACCAACGGAAAGGAGGUGAUCGCGGAAGAUCUGCACAAGAAGCAAAACUUGUACUACCACAAUGCGUACCCGUUCGCGCUACCAAUCACGUACUUCACAAUCUGUGCGAAUCUCUCCUCGGCGCAGCCGAUCCCAGUUCCGGUUAACCCGCCACGCAACGUCCAAGCUCUGCUGACCAACAAGAAGAUCAAGAUAUUCUGGAACGUGCCGCACCUGCUCGGCAUCAAGGGCAAGGGUGCCUGGCAGGAGUGGAUGUACAAGCUGGAGCUGGUCGCGGAAAUCACGGGCAAGGUGGUAGCAUAUCCGGACAUUACCGGAACCACCUUCACGUCCAUGGACGUAGAGCUGCUCAAACCGGGACAAGAGUACGUGAUCAAGGCGGCGGCGUACACCCCGGCAGGUCGUGGUCCCUGGGGUACGGAGUUCCGGGUGCGAACGCUCAAGGACAGCCACGAGCGGCAUCUGCUUUGGUCAGGCAGUGAAGGAAUCAUGCGAAGUGACGUGAUCGGUGACGGCGUUGAAACGCUGAUCAGUCGGACGGAGCUGGAGGACGGGGUUGUGACGGAUAUCGCGUGGUUCGAGAGUAUCUUGUACGUGGUGAGCAACUCGUCGCUGGUGUUCUACAAUCAGAGUGAAAGUGGGAUUGGGAAGGUUAGGGAACUGGAGUCGGUUGAGUGCGUGACGGUAGACUGGAUCGGACGACGACUUUACUACUACAACCCGUCGCAGCAGAUGAUCAUGCGGAGCAGUCUGCACGGUGAACAACACGAACCAAUUCAUAACGUGAAGAACGUGCGGGAGAUCAAGUUUGAUGCGCUGCGGGGGUACAUCUACUACACAUCGGAGUUUUCGAUGGAAGCGUUCCGGUUGAACGGGAAAGACAAGCAUAGCUACUACAUGGAGAACGAUCGAUUCACUGGAAAGGUGGUGAUCGGAUUGACUCUCGAUAUGGAUAACGAGCGGGUUUACUGGAUCGUACGAAGCAUCAGCAACUCGGAACUGUUCAGUGCACACAUGGCUGGAACGGGAACCGGGAAGAUAUCAUCGAUGGUGACGGUGCUUUCGGAUCAGUCCCCACGAGGGUCGUUGACCCACUUUAGCGAUCGUCUUCUCUGGCUUCAGCAUGAUGAGGUUGUCGUAGGAGAUCUGCAAGGAAAGAACCUCGCGCACAUCAAGAACCAGAAGCUGAGCGGAGCUCGAGCAUUCACGAUCAUCGACCCGGCACAUCACAUCUAUCCGGAAGACGUACAGAACAUCAACGUGCUACCGAUGAAGGUCAACGACAGCUCGAUCCGCAUCCAGGGCACCUGGAAAAAGUUCAGCAUCGUGUGGGAUCCGGUAGCGAACGUCAACUACGGCAAGGUGUUCUAUAAGCUGACGAUCAAGGUCAAGAGCAGAACCGAAAUCCACGAGCUGUCAAAAACAUCGUUCGCUUUCAAUUCAGCUGGAGCGAACUUCGUUCCAGCGCACACGGAAAUCAACGUCACCAUCAGCGCCUUCACGUACUGGCGAUCGUCAAUCUUCUCCAGCGCGCGACUGUACAGUCCUUCGGGAAAGCCAUCGCCACCGUUGCGCCCCCGAGUGUUCGUCAAGCACUUCCAGAACCCCAUCCAGAACUCGCACAGCAUCGACGCAACGUUCCGCUGGUCGCCACCGAAGAACUCCAACGGACCCAUCAUCGGGUAUAAGGUGCACUGCUCGUACGAGGAGGACGACACCGUCAAGCACGUACUGCAGGGUGAGCUGAUCAACGGUACCGAGCGGAUCGUCCCCAACCUGGUCCACAACGUGAGUUACUCGUUCCGCGUGCAAGCUCUGACGAGUGCUCGCGAAGGUGACUUGACGGCGGCGCAGGUGAUCAACACGGCUGAGGAUCAUCCGAUUCCACAGGCACUGAUCGUAACCUCGGAACAUGUUUUCUUGUACGACUUUGACUCACAGCAGUCGACGAACGUGGUGGGGACAUCGACGCCGAUCAACUUUAUCGUUCGACUGGACAGGGAAGGGAAGCUGUUCUGGGUGGAUGAGAAUAACGAGCUGUUCCAGUUUUACGGAAGUUCCAAGACGAAGCUGCAUACGAUCAGCGGACCGGUGCAGUCGUUGACGAUCGAUUGGAUUCAGCGGGUUCUGUACUGGUCCCAGCUGGAGUCGGUGGGUAGCGCAAUCUAUGCGUUCGAUCUGAACCGAAGUGACAAGGAGGCCGUUCAUUUGGAGAGGAUCGUGUACAGAGCUGGGAAUAUGAGCAACCUGGUGGUUUCGCCUAUGGAUCGGAAGCUCUUUUGGACGGAAAGGGUUCCGGAGGAUGUCAUAUUUGUGCACUCGUUUGAGGAGAACAAGACGGAAGAGUUCUUCGACGAUAGCUUCGAGGAGUGUCCGAAUCGGACGGCUGGGAUUACGGUACAUCCGGUGCUGACGCUGCAAACGUCGGUAGAUGAGGAAGCUCGGCUGUUCUGGGCGGAGACUGGAGCUUUCCGGAGUAUCGGACUGAACAGCAAGACGUGCAUGAACUUUGAGUUCGAGUACAAUCCGGAGAUGCACAGUGUGGCGAAGGAUGGCGAUCACUUUUACUGGCUGGAGAAGGAUACGGCGUUUGUGCGGAUGGACUAUGGGGGCUCGAUCGAUUCGGAGAAGUUUGAUGAGAUCAGGACUUUGCUGCCGCUAAGGUUGCAGUAUUAUCCGGAGAGACGGUGCUUGAUUCCACUACAAAAGGAGCAGGAUUAUCAGGUCAAGUUGCUCCAGCGAACUGAGGACUCACUGACACUGUUGCUGCCUAAGGCAGAAGUGCACCAGAACUGUACGAUAGAACCGAGCGCUAUUCGGUACCAAAUAUUCUACGAAGAGUACAGACCCGUUCAAACUAACGAAACUGAAGACUGCGAACUGCGGAACUGCAGCUUGGUGAGCUCGUACGAUCGCAGUACGACCAUCCGGGGGCUGAAACCGUUCACCAAGUACCAGUUCCAGGUCAAACUAGUCAACUACUACCAGGAACAGAUAGGACUGACACAAGACUUGCUGGAAAGUCCGCGGUUGGGAUCACCAACGGUGUUCUCCACGGCCGCGGGAGCUCCCUCGACUCCGGAAAAUGUAAGUGCCGUGGCGAUCAGCCCCACGGAAGCGGUGGUCCACUGGUCACCGCCCAAGGUCAAGAACAGCGAUCGAGUCUGGUACGAGAUCCACUGGCAGACGGAGAACAUCCACGACGGGCUGAAGAACCGCCAGCAGCAGACGUUUGUUGAUUUCGACGAAACACUCAGCCACCUUUCGAUGAACCUGACGCGGCUGCAACCGAGCAAGGCGUACACGAUCUGGAUCCGGGCGUACUCUUCCAAUACGACGUUCAGCGAGAGCUACCAGGUGAACAUCGUUACGUUCCCCGAACCAGAGGAGAUCAUGCUUCAGUCCAUCUCGUCUACCGAGCUGAGCGUCAAGUGGAGACCGCACGUGAACAUCUCGACGUACAAGCUGCAGUACUCCGCGAUGGGAAGCAAGGUUUGGGAAACGGUGUUCGAGACGGGCGUCAACGUCAGCAGUCCGGAGGACGACAUCUUCCAAGUGACCGGACUGCAACCCAAGACACAGUAUCGCUUCAUUGUGCUGCUGUUCUACCCGAACCGCCAGGAUCCGUACAUGUGGCCAUCGGACACCAAGUUUAUCUACGAAACCGAAGCCGAUCGACCGAGCGCUCCAGGACGACCGAUCGUGACCCAGAUCCGGCAGGAGUUCUACCGAGUCAUCUGGGAAGCGGCAAAGGACAAUGGAGCACCGAUCCAGGAGUACGCGCUGGAAGCACUGGUGCGAUCCCCAAGGAAUACAAACCGCGUGGAACGAUCAGCGGUGACGGCUGCCGGCAGUGCCGAGCUGGAGGACUACGGCGAAGACGACAUGAACAACACGAUCCCGACUAGGGUGGACGUUUCGUCGACAGACAGCGAGGAGUACGAAACGUUCGACGAACACUGGGAGCAGGUGUACAACGGAACCGAAGUGUACUGGUUCAUCCCGGAGAAUCGACCUCUGCACAAACACACCUUCCGGGUGCGGGCAAAGAACUCCUGCGGCUGGGGACCGUACAGCGGCGAAAGCGAACCCAUCAGCGCUCCUCUAAUCUCCGGCCAAGCCAGCAGCUUCCUAAUCAUCGGAGUGAUCGCUGCUUCGAGCAUCCUGCUGCUGAUCUUCGUGCUGAUAUGCGUCUGUGCUUGCCGCGCUCGCGCAGAGAAAGAAAAGAACAAAUUUAUUGAUGCAACCAAUACUACUCGCAUUCCAGAUGUGGAGCUAGCGAACCUCCGCGAGCUGCCCCGCCGGGGCAAUUUCAUUCACAGCAACAACAUCCUGUACAGCUCCGGGCCGCUCACGGACUCGGAGAUUGCGCUGCUGCCGCAGAUCCGGCGCGAUCAGAUCACCAUGACCAGAUUCCUGGGCUGCGGAGCGUUCGGUGAGGUGUACGAAGGCAUUGUCAAGGGGUUCGGUGCCGAAGCGGAGACUAGUGUGGCGAUUAAGACCCUUCGCAAGGGCGCUACCGAGCAGGAGAAGGCCGAGUUCCUGCAGGAAGCACACCUGAUGAGCAACUUCAAGCACAAGCACAUCCUGAAGCUGAUCGGCAUCUGUCUGGAGUUCGACUCGCUGCUGAUCGUGAUGGAGCUGAUGCAGGGUGGUGACCUGCUGAGUUACCUCCGCUCGAACCGGCCCACGCCGGGGGUACCAUCCUCGUUGACGCUGCUGGAUCUGAUCAGCAUGUGCGUGGACGUUGCGACGGGCUGUCGGUACCUGGAGGAGACGCACUUUGUGCACCGGGACUUGGCUUGCCGGAACUGCUUGGUUUCGUCGCCGGAUCCGAAGGAUCGCGUGGUGAAGAUCGGUGACUUUGGACUGGCGAGGGAUAUCUACAAGAACGAUUACUACCGGAAAGAUGGCGAGGGAUUGCUUCCGGUGCGGUGGAUGUCUCCGGAAAGCUUGGUGGAUGGAGUGUACACCUCGCAGUCGGACAUCUGGGCGUUUGGAGUACUGCUUUGGGAGAUCAUGACGCUUGGGCAGCAGCCGUAUCCGGCGCGGAACAACGUUGAGGUUUUGCAUUACGUCCGGGGUGGUGGUCGACUUGGUCGACCACAGGAUUGUCCGGAAGAGCUAUACCAACUAAUGCUUAAAUGCUGGAGCUACUCACCCGAGGAUCGACCAACGUUCCGGUACCUGCUGGAGGUGCUCAAGUCACUGAAGGAGCGCACCAGCGACUCCAUCCAGAUCACUUCCCAGUUCCCAUGCAAGGUGCAAAACGGUGCGAUCUUUAACCGAUCCUAUCUGCUUUCCGACAUCAAUCACAAUCCGUUCAUGGCAGAUAUUAAAUUCGGCAGCAGCGGAAGCGGCGGGGCCUUCAUCAUAACCCCGCCAACGUCUUCGAGCGGUUCCGGCGCGACGGUCAUGACCACGACGAUACCAAAGUAUCUGGAGCUCGUCUACGACGACAACCACAGUUCCAACAGCAAGUGUUCCACCGGCGAAGACGUUCCGCUGACCACAGGCUUGACCGUGGCGCUGCCAAACUGCCAGCAAACCAUGGGUGAGACGACGGACAACGGGUACGAGAUCCCGAUCCACGAUAUCAUCCUGCGGCAGCAGCAAUCCCCGGCCGGAAGCUUCAAGGGUCGAACCUUCUCGAGCUCGUCGACGGUCAGCAACGUUAGUACGUUGCCUGCGUCGGCAGCCGGAACUUCCGGAACCCACCAGCACCAACCCCCUCGGAUAGACGACUGCUCCAGUCUGGAGGCACUGCUCCCAAUGAACUCGAUCCUUACCGUACGGUUACCGGACGAGGAGGAGUCGCUGCCGGCGCAAGCACCGUCACCGUCGGUUGACAGUGGCGCCGAGAACAAUAGUAUUAGUGGCAAAGAACAAUCGCAGCAGCAGGUCAGCUUACCGGCAGAGGAGUGCAAAACGGUUAUGUAAGGCGAAAGCGAAGUAGGCUAGUAGAAAACAAACACAAGUCGACACGUUAAGACAUUCCAAAGAAGCGACACGACACGCGCAGUAGGCGGUAGGUUUAGAUGCUCAAACUAGCGAUAAACAGCUAGAAACGUCACUUUGACAGUUAGAUAGUUCUUCCAAAUGACAUUUUAAAGCAAUUAAUUGUAAAUAGUUAGAAGCAGUCAGUUAGUAGUAAGCCAGAGGAAAACUCAGAAUAAGUUCCAAAUGUCAGUGUUCUCGUCGCCAAAAAAGGAACUUCCGGAUCAACCGCACUUGCCGGUGCAAGUGCAACCGUCGGAAGUUUCCGUCAAAUUUUCCUAAUAUAAUUACAGCAUAAAUUGUACAUAUAAUUUAACACGAACUGAAACGAGCAAAUUUUAAGCAAUCAAUACCAAAUUGUAAAUAGUCUCUUUUUUGCGUUUGCUGUCGGGUACAUGUGACAAUACCAGGGUUUACGGGUCACCCUUAUAUUAAAGGUGGCACUAACCUGCAAAAGUUAGCAUUUUUAAGGAACCUUUUAGUUGUUAAGGCAAACACACUGUCGCGUACUAUCUACUACUACUACUUCUGCAAUAAGUUAUUUUUCCGCUUAGCUUGUGUUUAUAGCUUCUAGUGAACUUUGACAGCUCGUUUUAAAGAUGGCGGCGCACGUGGCAACGAAACCAAAAAGAUGUUAGAGGUUAGAAAUAAAGAUGGAAAUAUUUUCACUGA